AUGCCUUUUCGUGAAAUCCAGAAAAACGUGGUUCCCUCGAACAAGGCCAAGGCAGGCCCCCGGCCCAUCACCUCCGCUGCCUUGGCGGCGGAGUCACAGCUGCAAGCGGUGCGGCUGCUGGACGAUGGCCGACACUUUGCCGUGGCCGAGGCGGAGGCUGUGCACUUUUGGAGUUAUGCCGGUCGCCGUGGCACCUUUCAGCAGGUCUUGCGCGUGGAUCUGCCGAAGCCCUUGCGAAGCUUCGAGGUUGAGGGGCGCCUGGCUUAUCUGCUUCCAAAGGAGGGAAAGCUCCAGGUAGUGAACUUCCAGGGGGAGCGGGUGCAGGUAGCUCAGACCCCAAUGCAACCGAGAUGCUUCGAUGUGAAAGGUAACACUGUGUGCAUUGGAUCUGAAGAUGGGUCGCUGAUGCUGUCUCGCAAUCCAUGCCCCGAUCAUUGGAAGCGCUGGCCAUGCCCCGCACAGCUUUGCUACGAUGGAUUGCCACCCAAAGUCAUUUGGGUGACCCUUGGGGCUAAUGAGGACUAUGCCUGUGUGUGCUUUGAUGACGCCACACAUGGAGUGAUCCACUUGAGCUCGGGUCAGUACGUGGCCUUGCGCGCGGGGCAUGUGGGUGGGAUCCGCAGCAUUUCGAUGGCUCCCCUAUUGCGAGCUCCUGUCAGCUUAGCUUCGCGGGUCUUGAACAUCGAUAGAAUCUUGAAGACAAAGGCAUUGGCCUUCCUCAGCGUCGGCGCUGAAAGGUCAGGGCUCAAUCCUUCUCGGGGCUUGGGCUGCAUCGCUUGGCCCAAGCAAGGGCCGCCGGCGCGAGGGUUCUUGGAGCGCUUUCCGAAUGUCCCCUUCAGAGGCUACGAGAGCGCGGCCCGCCCAGUCUCGGACCACAUGGCGUAUCAGAGAUAUUGA
This is a messenger RNA of Durusdinium trenchii, 897 nucleotides long. Lineage: Eukaryota; Dinophyceae; Suessiales; Symbiodiniaceae. The record is from the annotation of a GenBank genome assembly.